This is a messenger RNA of Halteromyces radiatus, 2755 nucleotides long. RefSeq lists its product as uncharacterized. The transcript has 10 exons. NCBI's taxonomy places the organism in Eukaryota, Fungi, Mucoromycota, Mucoromycetes, Mucorales, Cunninghamellaceae. Bases 115 to 2622 code for a protein of 835 amino acids. The record is from RefSeq and is a predicted model, not a curated record. Gene Ontology annotation, biological process: regulation of GTPase activity; signal transduction. Gene Ontology annotation, cellular component: cytoplasm.
UUUUUUUUUUUUUGUUUUCUGAACUUCGAAACCAAACAGAAAAGAAAUUAUUGUUUUACUCAUACAUCGCCCUUCUUUUUUUUUUCUUUUUCCUCAACUUCUACUUUUACUGGCAUGCAACGUUCCAUAAAGGCAGCUUCUCAAGAAGAUGAAAUAAGUAAUAUUGACGCUCACUUGGAAUAUAUCAAAAAGGCUUUACGAUGGAGUAUUAAUGACUUGGAACGCUUUAUCAAUUUACUUCGAGCAAGGGUGAAUGCUGAAGAAUUAUAUGUAAAAUCAUUAUCUCAAAUCAGUCGACUAUCUACUAUUUCUGAACCUGAAGCAUGUCCUUAUUUUGGUCAAGAACAAUCAACUUAUGAACUCGCUACUUUUCAAUAUGAAAUAUCUUUAGAUAAGGUUAUUAAUUCAAGACGUGAUUUUAUUCAAGCUAUGAAAUCCCAAAUAGAUGUUUUAGUUAUAGUCAAGGACAAGCAAGAACAAAGACGAAAAACAGUGAAACAACACGUUGCCGACAAGAAUAUGGAUUAUACUUUGUACCGAACUCGCGAUUUUGUCAAGGCCAAGAAAAUGUAUUUCGGCAAAUGCAAUGAACUAGCUUUUGCACAACAACAAUUUCAUGAUAAUACAGAAUCAUUAACAGAUCAUGGAUUAUCACCAACUCCUACGGAUGAACCACGAAAAUCAAUAGAAAACGAUAAUGACACAGAUGGUAGUAGUAUAUCUUCUAUACCUGAUACAACUCAAAAUUCAACUACUACUAGUAUUAGUGGAAAUAGAAAAAAGAUGGGUGGAUUUAUGGCUCAAAUGCGAACUCAAAUUGCUGCUGCAACUGCAGGUACCAACGAUCUUUCCAAACAAAAUGCUCGAUUUGCCAAAAUUAAAAAGGAUAUACAUGAUACUGAUCACGAAUACAGACAAGGUGUACGCCAUUUGGAAAAAUUACGGAAAACUCAAAUUGAAACCAUGAAUCAGGCAAUGAAGCAUGUAGAGGUCGUAUUUUUGGACAAGGCCGAAGCUACUAGAUCUGUUCUGACAACCAUAUUGAACAAUGAACAUGCUGCUUUAUUAAGGGAAACUUCUUUGAUUCAACAUAACAAGAGUCGAGCAGAUGCUGUUGAUCCUCAAUUGGACGUAUCUCUAUUCAAAACUGAAUAUCAAAAGAAACACUUUACUCAACCAGAACAAAUAUAUUAUGAAAACUAUUAUAAUGGUGUUUAUAAAGAUGUCUUAUUUGGAGCUUCUUUGGAUGAAUAUGCAAUGGAACAUCAACGAACGGUACCUCUGGUGGUCAGUAAAUGUAUUGAAGCUAUUGAACAACUUGGUGGAUUACAAAAAGAAGGCAUUUAUAGAAUUUCAGGACGUCAGACUAAUGUGGAUGCGCUCAAAGCUGAAUUCGAAAAGAAUGAAGAAGUAUUCCAACCACAAACUCAUUAUGAUGUCUUCACCAUUGCCUCUGUACUCAAAAUCUAUUUACGUGAACUGAAAAUACCUCUAUGUCCUUACUCUGUGUCGGAUCGAAUGACUUAUUCCACUGUACAAAACACACAACAACGCAUCUCCUUCUUACAACACAAGGUAUCGGAACUGUCUCAACCUCGUCGAGAUACAUUGGAAGCAGUCGUGCGUCAUUUGGAAAAGGUCAAUGCACAUUCUGAUACCAACAAGAUGAAUAUACAAAAUUUAUCUUAUAUGUUCACACCAGCUAUUUUCCAUGAUCACAAUCAAGCUGAACAUCCUGGUGAAUGGCGAUCGGACCUUAUGUUUGAAGACCUCAUUUUGCACCAUGACGCAGUAUUUGCACCUAUCAGUAGACAGCAACCUAUUUCUUCUCCACCAACACCUUUGGCACAUGGUGAUUCAAGUGAUUUUAAGGAUUCCCUUACUGGUUCUGAUCAGGCAUCUGGACCAAAUGUACCUAUCAAAUCUGCAACAAACAAUAUUUCAGCCUCUACGCAACAAGGUCCACCAACGAUCAACAAACCCAGUCCUCCUCCACCUUCAACAUCCACGACAACUCAUCCUCCAUCAUCAUCAUCAAUGACAAUAACAACAACAACGACAACAACAACGACAAUACCUCCAUCCAACUUAACUACAGCACAAAUUCCAAUGGCAAAGACUCAAUCAUUUACACUUCCGAUUCCUUCAGCCGGUGGUACAUCAUUGGCGGCAACAAUAGAAAGUAUCGGCUUGACUAAAACACAUUCUACUCCUUCAACUCCCACUACCACUGAAUCAGCGCAGAAGCAACAACCUGAUUUAUUAGAUUCAGCAUCAGCGCCAUCAUCAUUACCAAUGUCAACGUCAUCUAGUGCAUCAACAGAACAAUCAAAACCACAAGGAUUAUUGCGACGGGCCACUUUGAAAGCAAGAUCAGCGAUCCCUCCUCGACAACAAUCAUUACGUUUAAAGCAUGGUCGUUCAACUGCCUCAACAACAGCAGAGCAACCAAUAUCAACGUCCUCUCUAUCUUCUUCUUCAUCACCACCACAUAUGGAAGAAACACUGACUUCGGUACCAGUACCUCUACAAGAUAAAUCAACUGUUAUCGAUUCAUCAGAAACAACCACCUCGUCAUCACCACCGACCUCUUUGGAAAAGACUUCUUCACCUCCAGCCUAGUAUCAUAUUAUCAUAUUACUUUUAGUGUUAUUACUAUUAUAUAGCUUAUUUUUUUUAUUAUUAUACAUCUUCUUUAUUUUUUUUUAUCUCUGGCUUUUGACUAAUAAAGUAUAUGUAUAUGUAUUUUUACGAA